Molecule: messenger RNA, 1660 nt
Organism: Eruca vesicaria subsp. sativa (arugula)
Lineage: Eukaryota; Viridiplantae; Streptophyta; Magnoliopsida; Brassicales; Brassicaceae
Source: the annotation of a GenBank genome assembly
UAAAAAUUAAGAAACCAAAAAGGUUGUUGCAAAAAGGUCUAAGCAACAAACAAUCAGAGCGCACUUGCCGAAUCCACUGAUUCAAUCUUCCGUUACUGAACCACUCAGCAAAAGUUGUAGAUCUUGGCUUCAAUUCCACAAAUUCACAUCGAGAAACAGAGAAAACAGAGGAUCCCUCUGGUUAGGUCAAUUCGAGGUUGGCUAGUCAAGAUGGUUGAGUGCAGUGUAUGUCGUUCAAAGCUGGUUUCUAGGGCUUAUGAUGAUCAUAAGAUUAGGGUUACUUCGAAACAGAGAGUUCUCAAUGUGCUUUUGGUUGUUGGUGAUUGCAUGCUUGUUGGUCUACAGCCUAUCUUGGUGUACAUGUCUAAGGUGGAUGGGAAGUUUAACUUCAGUCCUAUUAGUGUUAACUUCUUGACAGAGAUUGCAAAAGUUUUUUUUGCGAUUGUUAUGGUUUUGAUCCAGGCAAGGCACCAAAAAGUUGGAGAGAAGCCUCUUUUGUCUGUUUCAACAUUUGUCCAGGCAGCUCGAAAUAAUGUGCUUCUUGCGGUUCCAGCCCUGUUGUAUGCAAUUAAUAACUACCUCAAGUUCACAAUGCAGCUAUAUUUCAAUCCUGCCACUGUGAAGAUGCUUAGCAAUCUAAAGGUUCUGGUCAUUGCUCUUCUGUUGAAGAUUGUGAUGAAGCGGCGGUUUUCCAUCAUUCAGUGGGAAGCACUUGCUCUGUUGCUGAUAGGGAUUAGUGUAAAUCAGCUGCGUUCUCUUCCUGAAGGUGCUACUGCCAUUGGAAUUCCUCUUGCUACGGGUGCAUACAUCUGUACUGUUAUCUUUGUUACUGUCCCAUCGAUGGCAUCUGUCUUCAACGAGUAUGCUCUGAAGAGUCAGUAUGAAACAAGCAUUUAUCUUCAGAACUUAUUUCUUUAUGGCUAUGGUGCGAUAUUCAACUUUCUUGGAAUACUAGCAACUGUUAUAUACAAAGGUCCUGACAGCUUUGACAUCCUACAAGGACAUUCUAGGGCAACCGUGUUUCUAAUAAUGAACAACGCAGCACAAGGGAUUCUAUCCUCCUUUUUCUUCAAGUAUGCAGAUACAAUCUUGAAGAAAUAUUCAUCCACAGUUGCCACAAUCUUUACCGGGAUAGCAUCUGCAGCACUCUUUGGACAUGUUAUAACCAUGAACUUCCUUCUUGGAAUUUCUAUUGUUUUCAUUUCAAUGCACCAGUUCUUUUCACCACUUGCCAAAGUGAAAGAUGAGCAACAACAGAACGGGAGCAUAGAAUUAGGCAAUGCAAAGGAUGCUCACAGGGCUAAUGACUCAUUCAUCAACAUGGCCGCAGGAGCAAAUGAAGAGGCUACUCACCGCAGUGUCACAGACGACAGAACCCCACUUCUUCCCAGAUGAAAAAGUUCAUUAAAAGAUUUUGGUUCCGAAGAAUUCUUUUUGGCCGAGAAUAUUCUAGAAAUGGGUGGGAUACUAGCAGGAUAGAUGGAACCAAACUCUUAAUACUCUCAAGAGUCUGUUUUAACUUCGUUCUAAGAACCUCUCAUGUCUAUAGCUGUGUUGUCUUCAGAUAGAGUGAACAAACUUGGUUAAGUGAUAUAUGUAUUUUUGAUAUAAUAAUAUUUGUAUUCUUUGGUUAUACAUAUUAUAGCAUAUAUUUUUUUUC